Molecule: messenger RNA, 2411 nt
Organism: Penaeus monodon (black tiger shrimp)
Lineage: Eukaryota; Metazoa; Arthropoda; Malacostraca; Decapoda; Penaeidae
Gene: Alg7
Product: UDP-N-acetylglucosamine--dolichyl-phosphate N-acetylglucosaminephosphotransferase-like
Exons: 7
Coding region: 196-1485 (429 amino acids)
Biological process (GO): protein N-linked glycosylation; dolichol-linked oligosaccharide biosynthetic process
Cellular component (GO): membrane
Molecular function (GO): UDP-N-acetylglucosamine-dolichyl-phosphate N-acetylglucosaminephosphotransferase activity
Source: RefSeq, a predicted model, not a curated record
AAUCUGAUGUUUACAAGUCAUGCCCGGAGGCAUACUUUUGUAAACAACUCGCAAGCUGAGAAAACCGGCCUCGCCUACACGGCUCCCUCAUUUGUGCCCAAACUGACCUAUGUCUUUGGAUCUUUUUGGAUUAACGAACUGUAGAGUUGACAGCAACCACGAUUUACUUUAGCAGUCGAAUGAUAAAAACGAAAGAUGAACGUGGUUGUCAUGGCAACGGAGACGCUAUUGGGUGUCUUUGGAAUCGACGUCAGAACUGACCAGCUGAAGCCAGGCUUUGAGAUGAUUGUGUCAUUAUGCAUCAAUCUAAUACUGUCAGUGGUGGGGCUAGGUGCUGUUAUCAGAACUAUCCCUGCUGUUGCUACCAUGUUUAUAAAUGCUGGCUUGUUUGGAAAAGAUCUGUGCAAGAAAGAUCAAGAAAAGAAAGUGCCUGAAUCAAUGGGUAUGGUUAGUGGUCUAGUCUUCCUCAUCAUCAUGUUUCUGUUCCUGGGAGUACCAUUUGGUCAGCAUUUUAUGAACCCAGAGACACCCUUUCCGCAUACAACAUUUACAGAGUACUUGACAUCUCUGCUCUCUAUAUGCUGUAUGCUGUUUCUCGGCUUUGCAGAUGAUGUCCUGAACUUGAAGUGGAGAUUCAAAUUAGUACUUCCCACUUUAGCCUCACUUCCUCUAUUAAUGGUUUACUACAUCAAUCUUGGUUCAACAACAGUUGUUGUUCCAAAACCAUUGCGAAUUUGGAUUGGAUUAACACUGAACAUCGGCCCACUGUACUAUGUGUACAUGUCCAUGCUUGCAGUGUUCUGUACAAAUGCCAUUAACAUUUAUGCUGGCAUAAAUGGGCUGGAGUGUGGCCAGGCUGUAGUGAUUGCUGGGUCUGUGAUAGUGUUCAAUAUUGUGGAAUUGGGAGGGUACCAGGCCAAGUUUCAUUAUUUCUCGCUUUGCCUCAUCGUUCCAUUCACAGCAUCAGCACUAGGCCUAUUUUAUCAUAAUCGAUAUCCAGCACGGGCAUUUGUAGGAGACACAUUUACGUACUUUGCUGGAAUGACCUUUGCUGUUGUGUCCAUAAUUGGCCACUUCAGUAAGACAGUGUUGCUGUUUUUCUUGCCACAGAUAUUUAAUUUUCUCUAUUCAGUACCACAGCUCUUUCACCUUGUGCCCUGCCCAAGACAUCGUCUCCCAAAAUAUGUCCCACAAAAAGACAAACUAGAACCAAGUGUUGCAGAGUUCAAGGCAAGUCAGAUCUUAAAGCCACUACUUCUUGCACUGAGGUUCCUAAACAAGCUGGGUUUGGUGAGACUUGAAGAGGGCCUUGGGGAAGACAAGGAAAUGUGUCGAAUCAAUAACCUCACACUAGUCAACUUGGUCCUGCUGAAACUGGGCCCUCAACAUGAAGCUAAUCUUACAAUGAAACUUCUUGUUCUGCAGGUGCUGAGCUCAGGGCUAGCAUUUUUCAUUAGAUAUCCAUUUGCAGAUUUAUUUUUCUGAGUUGUUUGUUAAUAAUAUACAAAUGGAUUCUCUGAUUUUUUUUUUUUUUUCAUUCUCAUGGAUAUUUAUCAGUGCUGAUAGAAUUUCAUCUCAUAUUCAGUGACCUGUCAGAAAUCUGCUUGUAUCAUAUAUGUGCAUUAGACAUAUGCAUUUGUUUAAUUAUUGGUGUGAAAGAAUUAAUGUAUAUGUAGAAUGAGAUGAACAUUAUGUAUAUAUGAAGGAUACUUGUAGUACAUAGCUUCAACUACAGAAUCUUUUGGUGGCUUGUAUUCUGUGUAAUGCAAACAGGUGUUUAGUAAAUGUUAAAACUACUUGUUACCAUUCAAAGGACAUUUUUUGAUAUGCAUUUGUUGUGUAGAUAUAUGGGUAAUGUAUCUAGUAUUUGUAAAUACAGCAAACGUUUUUGAGUCUGAAAAUAUUUUUAAAAUGGUAGAUGCUAUCUACCAAGAGUUUGACUAAAUACAAAGCGUUGAAAUUUUUGUCAUAGUUUUGGGUUUUGUGAGUAAUGGCAGGAUUUUUAGGAAAGAAAUAAAAAAAGGUUUCCGCUUUUGCAUAGAUUUGUUAAUCUAUUGAGUUAACUUACUUGGGAAGUGAUGGUGUUAGUUUCAAAAGUAGAUGUUUUGUUUUUGCUCACAUCAUCCCUUGAAAUACAGACCGAAAGAGUGUCAUUUAUAAUUUCCAUAUUUUCAUAAGUAUGAAAUAUUGGAUAUAUUUUAAUUUGUCAUCAUUUUGAGUUCCUGAAUGUGUGUAGUCAAUAUAAAUGAAAGUUUCAUGGUAAAUUAGAUACUUCAAUACUUAACUAGCUAUGAAAGUGUUGCAUGUGUUAAAUGCAGCAUUUGGGUUCAUAAUGGGAGUAAUUUUUUUAAAUAAUUAUUUUCGACAUAAAAAUGUAGUCAGAUUAUGAUAAAUAAUAAUAUAUAAAUUUC